AGUGAUAAUAAACCUGAUUCUGAUUCCGUUCAUCACCCCCUAGCUAAUCUCUCUCCCGGCACUUCAUUGGUCAUUGUAAGUUGUCCUGUGAUUAGGUUUUGGUUUGUGGGUGGUCACUGGAAUGGCGUGGCUUGAUUCGUCCACCCGCACUGUAUCACUAAAUAACGAAAAUAAUCAUCAGCAGGUACAGGUCGGGGAACCGCUUUCUCGCGCACCUUCACUCCGUCCGCAACAAGCAGGGUCUCCCGCUGGCCAUUCUGACAUGUCACUUCGCCACCAAGAUGGGGCCAUGCUGAGGUUGGAGGAGCAUCACCUCAUAUUCCAUCUGGGUAGCCUCUAACCUGAAAGCCCUGAGCAUCGAUUUCUCUAUUUUACACUAAUUUCUGUCCCCUCCCCCUUCUCUCUUCUUCCAUUCCUCACUCUGGCUCUUUUCUCACCUGUUCUCUACUCCUUCCCUCCCUGUCACCUCGCUCUGGUGUCCCUUUAUACCACGGUCCACUCUCCUCUCUCCAAUCAGCCCUUCACCUUUCCCACCAGACACCUCCGAGCUUCUUCCUUCGUUCCCCCUCCCCACCUUCUAGCUUGUGCUCCUUCCCCUCCCCCUACCUUCCUAUUCCGGCUGCUUCCCCCUACCUUUCCAGUCCUGGUGAAGGGUCUUGGCCAGAAACACUGACUGUUUAUUCAGCCCCUGCCAUGCUGAGUUCCUCCAGCAUUUUGUGUGUUGUACACCAGUGGAGCAGGGGGUGUUGAUUGUCGUUGUCCCGUCGUGGGCCGUGCGUAACUUUCCCUUUGUCUCCGCGGCAACAGAAGAAGGUGUUGAGAAGCAGAGGGUGCUGCAGGUGGCGGAGUGCUGUCGCAAUAUCCUGAAGGAUGUCAACCAGGAAGUGCGGGACAUGGAGAACUUGCGGCGCCUGAACGAUUACCAGCGUCGACUUGAUAUCACAAACUUAAGACAAAGUACUGAUCCUUUUGUGGUUGAACUUGUCAAGAACCUGGAUCUCACGCAGAAACGGAUGGACCAUGAAGGGCCACUGGUCUGGAGGUUGACUAAGGAGAAGGCAAUUGACGUGCACGUGUUGCUGCUGGACGACAGCCUGGUGCUGAUGCAGAAGGUGGACGACCGGAUGGUUCUCAAGUGCCACAGCAAGAAUUCGAGCAGUACCGCCGAGGGAAAGCAGCUUCUGUGUCCCAUCGUCAAGCUGGGCAGCGUGCUGGCCCGCGACGUGGCCACAGACCGUAAGGCCUUCUUCAUCCUCUUCCAUACGUGGACGGGCCCCCAGAUUUAUGAGCUGGUCGCAUCGACUGUGUCUGAGAGGCGCAGCUGGUGUGACAAAAUACAGAGCACGCAAGCAGCCCUGAGUCUCGCAAAGCCAUCAAUGGCAGGCCGAAACAGCCUGGUACCACCUCCGGGAAAUGCCCCCCUCAGUCCCACGGAGCCAAUGAUGAGCUCGGAGAAUGGUUUCUCGACCCGCGAUCGGAUUGGUUCGGAGCUGACUGGGAAGCUGAGCGACGGUUUGCUCCAGGACGGAGGCGCGGGAGAGCCGGGGGCGGAUGAGCGGCCCGCCUCCGAGGCUCUCGCCCAGCUCUUGACUGACCAGCUCAAGGCCAACAACAUUGACCUGUCCAGACUGGCCUCAGGACCUUCAGAGCGGUGGGCAGAUGAGGCAUUGGAGGAUGUGCACAGGUUGAAGUGGGAGCUGUGCUCCAGCAAGAGGACCGCCCCGGGGGAAGGCUUGGCCAGCGGUGCGGAGCAAAGCGAGGGGGCCCCGGCGGACCCCGGAGAACCCGGCGGACAGGCAGAGGACGGAGAGGAGACGCCGGAGGGGACCGGAGAUGGGGAGGAGCAGGAGAACUGGGAAGCCGAGGACGGGUCAGCUAAGCCCCCUGCUGCCGAUGGAGUCGGGGGCCCGGCGCCGGGCGGUAACGAUCCCGAAUCGUGCAGCGCCCCCGUUGCACUCUCACAGGAUCAGGUGGAGAAAGUAGAGCGGAAGAUGAACAGCCUCGUGGUCAAGCUGCAGCGCCUGAAGGCGGUGGAGGAGGAGUAUCUGCGGAUGAAGCAGGUGCUGGUUACCCUGACGAUGGCACAGGGGAAUUCCCUAGGCAACUGCCGGAUGGUGUCUGGUGAGAGGUGGUGAACCCCAGACGCUGACUCCCUGACUCCACUUCUCCCCCACCUGAUCCAAGCGUUGUCCUCUCUCCUCACAAGUGGGUAGGCAAGGGCACCUGCCUCUCUUGGACUCACUUGUCAUUGGGUAGAAGACUUACACUCACUUCGGACAACCCCCUCCAUUGCCGAGAUGUCCACCAAAGGCUUUCUAAGUUGUCGCCUCUCGACGCGCCUGCUUACUACCGUUGGGAUCCAGGAGCGGGUGGUAGGCGAGAGGCCCGAGGUGCAGCGGGAAGGCAAGGCACUGCGUUUCACUGGACUCCCCGACUCUGCUCUCAGCCUAUUCCUCGCCUCCCCUACUCCCCCGCCGGAAUCUUGCUGUGCUUUAGGUGGAGAUAAGUGUCGAAGCAGCCCCUCGUAUGUCGAGUUUGCCAGUGGGAAACUGCCCCCCCCCCCACUCAAUCACUGCCUCUCCGCCCCGAUUUUUCAAGCUGAGUAUUUCCAAUGUCAACCGUUACUCGCAACCCCCAUCUCCCACCUCUCGCUCCUGAAUCCGGGGUUCAAGGCAUACUUUGGAGUCUUGUCCUGGCACCUGGCAUAGCAGGUUUCAUUCCAUGGAAGAGGCAGCGAAGGGAGUGCGGGGCAGUCAGUGAGGAGAGAGCGUCGGGGGAGGAGGAGUCACCGGGGGUUGGGGUGGCAUCAAUGAGGGAGCUUUGCACUGCGGGGGUGGGGAGGGAUGGCGGUGGGGGAGCACCAGUCUGUGGGAGGGUUGGGAAGGAGGGAGUGCGGAGCUCCACUCUGCAGAUGGGCAGCAAGGUCGGGGGGGGGUGGGUUCCCAAGAGGAGGGAGCGCCCCACCUACCGCCUAUUAACUCUCGCCUUAUCAGUCACCCCACCUCCCUCUCGCAAGAAUAGGAAUUCUUCUCCCAACGUCACCCAAAUUGUGGCCCCCUCCUACAACUCUGUCUACUGAGUCCCUAACCCUUCCUCCCUCCAGAUUCCAAGCCAUCCGCCUCCCCGGGCUGUGUGACUCAGCCCCAAGAGAUCUGCCCAACACCAGCCCCUCCAUCAGUGCCAUCUGAAUUCAGCUACUUCCGAAAUCUGAGAUCUCAACUGGGCGGGACGUUUCGGGGGCUUGGGGAGACUUUUGAGGACAGGGAAGGGGAGCUCAACAGGAGUCGGGGUUGGGGGGGUGUUUGCAGCUGGGUCGAAAUGUCUCCCAGGCAAAUGGGGGCAUGUCCAUCCCAGGAGAUUUUGGAUCUUAAGGAGGCCUUUGGUUUCUUCAGAUCAUUGCCUUGUAAUAUUGCAUGCUGUUCCAUCUGUACUCAAGUGCCUUUCCUGCACUAAACUUUGUACUGGGAUAUGUUUUUGUUCCUAGUUGUUAUUUUAUUAUUAUAUUGAUAUGUCUAAGAAGUUAUUCAGUUUAUUUCUGAGCUCACGCAACGGCCAUUGUCGAGCUGGUCAAGGGAUUUCCUUCUCGUUUGUUGCUUGUCUGGGGCAGGAGAGGGGUUGGAUCACAGAGGAGGUGCAGGAGAUACUUCAUCUCCCUCCCUCUGCGCCUGCACAGAAACCCCUACCCCUCCCUCCCCUCUGUUCCCUGACUUAUCCCAGCCUAUGCCAUUGUACACUGGGUCACUCCCCUCCCUCACUACCCCCCCUCCCCGAGGACUGCCCUUCCAUCCACUACUCCGCCCCACCCGUGUGUGUCUUGGUGUACGAGUGUGCAGAUGUGUGUGUGUGUUCAAGCAUGAGUGUAUGGGUGUGUUUUUGGGCAUGAGAGUGUGUAUGGGAUUCGUGCAAGAGUGUGCUUGUGAGUUUGAGUUAGUGUGCACAAGUCUAUAAGUUUCUGUGUGGGGUGUGUGUGUGAAUACAUCAGUGAUUCUGUGUACAUGUGUGUUAUGAAUGUGUGCGUGCAUGUGAGUGUGCAUUUGGUGUUUGAGUGUGUUGCUGUGAUUGGCUCUAUGUAUGCCUGGUCUUUAUGUCUCUGUGUGUCUGUACGUGUAUGUGUGCAUGCAUGUCUGUAUUUGUGCAUGGAUGUCUGGGUUCAUGUGUUUCUUCUGGUGUGGGUGUGUGUGUGUGUGCACUCAUAAUCGGGCAAGUUGUGUCUCAGCCUACACAUGCUACACAAUUCACCAUGUGUUCCCUCUCAGGGAAGUAAUAACGUGCAGUCCCCCCCUCGAGCCUGCCUGCGUCCCCACACCCUCACCUGUCACCACGGAGCAGAAAGGUUUUUAUAUAUUCAGGAAAAUACUAUGUUUUAAAAUUUUUGACUUUGCUUUGUCUGCCGUUGUUAGCACUUCUCCCAAAACAGGCAGGAUCACUGUACAUGCUACAGGCCCCUCUCACUCGCACACUCACACUCUCACUCACACUCUCACACUCACACUCACACUCACACACUCACACUCUCACUCACACUCUCUCACACACACACACACACACACACACACACACACACACACACACACACACACACACA
Molecule: messenger RNA, 4585 nt
Organism: Hypanus sabinus (Atlantic stingray)
Lineage: Eukaryota; Metazoa; Chordata; Chondrichthyes; Myliobatiformes; Dasyatidae
Product: rho guanine nucleotide exchange factor 1-like
Exons: 12
Coding region: 894-2135 (413 amino acids)
Biological process (GO): G protein-coupled receptor signaling pathway
Cellular component (GO): cytoplasm
Molecular function (GO): guanyl-nucleotide exchange factor activity; G protein-coupled receptor binding
Source: RefSeq, a predicted model, not a curated record